Penicillium olsonii is the source of this 693-nucleotide messenger RNA. The record is from the annotation of a GenBank genome assembly. NCBI's taxonomy places the organism in Eukaryota, Fungi, Ascomycota, Eurotiomycetes, Eurotiales, Aspergillaceae.
AUGGAGAUGAAACGCGUCGCAAAGACUAUGAGCUCGAAGCUUAUAUUGCUUUCUGCACUCUGGGCAUUUUGGUCAUUCUUUUACUCUGGUACUUGGAGCACCUAUCUGGGAACCUACUUCACAGUCCGUGCUCGCGCUCUCUCUUCUCUCAUUUCGCCUUUCUUCUGCAUUGUUGGUUGUUUUGGCCUGGGACUCAUCCUGGACAUGAAAGGUCUUAGCCAGCGUCGACGCGCGCAAAUCGGACUAUAUACCGUCGUUAUUUUGAAUGUCGCUGUCUAUAUAUGGUCCAUCAUCAUGCAGUCCAAGUUCAAUCGCGCCGAUCCAGGAGCCAUCGACUGGGACGACUCAUUAUACGCGUCAUCAUUCCUACCAUACUUCUUCGUGCAGACUACAGGCCCACUAUCUCAGUCCUACAUGUACUGGCUGUUGUCGUCAUUCGCAACCGAUGCUCAGGAAAAUGUCCGUAACGGUGCGGCUUUCAGAUGCAUUGAAGCUGUUGGCCAAGCUGUUGCUUAUGGAAUGAACACACAAACCACGAAUGAUCCGAUGGUUGGAUUCUGUGUGACGUUCGCCCUGCUCGGAGCCGCAUUGUGUCCUAUGAUCAUGCUGGUGAACACCACGCCAGACCGUAUACCGGCAGAUAUAGUUGCAGAAGAGCAAGACGCUGCCCGCCAGAAGAUCGAGGGAGUAUGA